AUGUCGUGGAUUGUGCAUGGAGAGGGCCCGGGGGGAGACGAUGGUGCUCAUCGGCGGAUGGUAGGGAGGACCAAGGAUAAGUCAUUGUGGCUGGUGUGUCCUCUGUGUGGAAUGCAGACGGAGAGGGAGGCGAACAUGUAUCAGCAUUUGUGGAGGAACCAUAAAGACGAGAAGAAUUCAAGGAUGCCGCUGCUGGAAAAGAUUAAGAAUGAGCGGGAGGAGAGGGUCAAAAAGGCAGAGAGAGAGGCAGGUAAAAUUAAAAAGGGAUCCGAGGAGGAUGAAGGUGAGGUUAAGGUAAAGAUCGAAGGACAGGAGGAGGAGGAGGGUAUUAUGGAUUUGGAUUGA
Molecule: messenger RNA, 345 nt
Organism: Morchella importuna
Lineage: Eukaryota; Fungi; Ascomycota; Pezizomycetes; Pezizales; Morchellaceae
Exons: 1
Coding region: 1-345 (114 amino acids)
Source: RefSeq, a predicted model, not a curated record